AUGGCGAGCUGCCUGCAGAGGCGGCCGAGCCUGCUGCUGGAGGAUUUGGAGACGCGGCUGUUUCCCCUGUGCGAGUACCUGGACACCAUCGGCAUUCCCCCCGAGCAGCAGCGCCUCAUCAUUGUCAAGCGGCCGCAUGUGAUGGUGCAGUCAUUGGAUGACGUGCGAGGGGUCAUGGCAUUCCUGGUGGGCCACGGAGUGGAGAAAGCAGCGCUGACGCAACUGGUGACAUCAGCGAAGGGCCUCCUGAGCAUCCGGCGGCCUGUUCUGGCGCUGCGCAUGCGCAUGCUAAAGGAACAUCUGGGAGGCAACGCCCUGGACGUGACCCGGUACCCUGAGUAUCUGAUGCAGAGGACGUGGAGAGUGGGCUCUCGGACUGCCCUUGUCAAGCACCAUGGCAGACAGGUGGUGAUGCCAUCACAGGUUGAUCAGAAGGCUUGGGAUAGAAUUCUCCGCUCGCAGUGGGUGAAGCACGAAGACCUCCCCAUACCGCUGUCAAAGCUUCUGAAUUCCAACCUGUUAUGGGUGUGUGAAGCGCUGAGGAUCUCUGAGGCGGAUGGUGCGGCCUUUGUGGAGAAAUGGGAAGCCGAGGAGGGUGAGAGGUGGUCCGAGCUCACGGCAGAGACUGCCUCAAUCGCUCAACUUGUAGCGGUGGAGGAAGCUGCAGAGGCAGAGGUGGCAGCAGAGGCAGAGUUGAGGGCAGCACUGGAGAGUAUGACUUCAGUUGAGGGCGAGGAUGCUUAUGAAGCUCCAGAGGAACCAGUAGAGCUAGAAUUGGAAGACGAUGAUGCACCCACGGUGUUGCCAGGUGUUGCCUGA
Coccomyxa subellipsoidea C-169 is the source of this 819-nucleotide messenger RNA. RefSeq lists its product as hypothetical. Gene Ontology annotation, biological process: regulation of DNA-templated transcription. The coding region runs from base 1 to 819 and encodes 272 amino acids. Gene Ontology annotation, molecular function: double-stranded DNA binding. The transcript is spliced from 5 exons. NCBI's taxonomy places the organism in Eukaryota, Viridiplantae, Chlorophyta, Trebouxiophyceae, Coccomyxaceae. The record is from RefSeq and is a predicted model, not a curated record.